AUGACUCGAGCACGCAAGCAGGUCACCAGGUCCUUUUCCGCCUGCUGGACUUGCCGCCGCCGGCGUGUCAAAUGCGAUGGCGUCGGUCUGCCCUGCAACCCGUGCAGAAAGUACAAGGUCGAAUGCGAAGGCUACGGCAUCGAGCUGGUCUGGGUAGAUCCCAAGACUGGCGCGUAUCCGCCAUUCUGUCGCAGGAGCAUGGAUUUCGAGCAUACAUGGCGCGGCCGGCCGACCCUCAAGGAAGGGAGCCUUCAACGCCUGAUUGACGAGAUGGACGACAUUGAUGCCGCAAGUCCAGAGCCCUCGUGUUCCUCCAGUCCAUUCAUUGUCUUUAAUGCUUAUCCAUCGGAUAUACGCACAGAAUCGGAUGUUUUUGCCGAGGAUACGUCGUCCUCUGGCGCCACGGAAUUUCUAUCUUCAUCUCCUCGUCCAGCGCGCUUUUACUACUCGCCGUUAAGCGCAGACUUCAAUUUCGUGGCGCGCUCCCUGACACCCACAAUAAUCGAUUGCUUAUCAGGGUCGAGGGAGGAGGCUAUGAUAUUCCACCACUAUGUGACGUGGAUCGCUCCUCUGAUGAUCCCAGUGGAUGGUGCUGAAAACCCAUGGAAAUCUGUCUAUCCAUCGACAGCGCUUCGAAACUCCUCCGCCGCCUCGCGCGCAUUAUACCAUGCCAUUCUUGCCCAAUCAGCAUUUAACAUGGCCAACUUGCAUAAGGACAACCGUGCGUCUUCUCAUCGCAAAGAGUCUGUUGCAAUGAAGCACUACGGCAUUUCGUUAAGAGAACUAAGUCGGAGUCUGAUCGUCACCAAGGAAGAAGAAUACGAUGCCUGCGCUGCGACUCUGUAUACGCUGAUGAUAUCCGAGGGGAACGCGCGGGGCUCAACCGCCUGGAGGAAUCACUUUGACGGUGUCGGGGGAUUCGUCACGCAAUUUGUUGAACAAAAGCCUUGGAGUCAGUCGGCGCACUCUUGGGUAAUAUCUCAGAGCCUCGCGCUCUCGUUCGAGAUCUCACAGACAGGAAACGCGAAGGUCUAUGGCUCGUCCCCAAUAACGGACAUUCUCCUGGCCGGCGUUGCAACUCGCGAAAACUUUGGGUACACAGUAGGCGCCAGCUGCAAAGUUUUACGCACCAUUUCAUCCAUCAGGCUACUUGCGGAGAAGCUGGCACUGGGCGUUGUCCCGGAUGAUCUAGGCGUCUCCAUUCAGGCAUACUUCGUCGAAUUAUCACCACAGAAUCACUCUGGCAUUGGUCUGGAUCUCGAUGUUCCGGACCGCGAGAUCUUUCUUGAAUCACUACCGGAAAGGGAGUUACUCGGCUUUCUGAAUAACCUGCACCUCCGACUUUUCCGUACCGCGGCACUAAUUUAUCUGCACCAAGCUGUUCUCAAGGUUCCUCCCCGUGGCGUUCGAGACUUGGUCAGAUCCGUGCUUGCGGACGCCAUGACCUUUAUGCACAGGCGAGGAGGGUCAAUAUCCCUAUGGCCUGUCUUUAUUGCUGCCACUGAAGCUACUGGAAAAGAAGAUCAGGUCAUCGUCGAGAAAUGGCUGGCCAUCUCAAGCCAGAUAGGGAUGCAGAAUCGUUUCAUAGCUGGGAAAGUUAUCCACCACAUAUGGCAUGAGAGAUCUCAGGAAGCUACUGCUCGUGGUUUAGAUCCCGAUCUGGUGGUAAUAGAUUGGAAGACAGUCCAGCAAAGACUAGGAGUUGACCUUUUACUUCUAUAG
Messenger RNA from Trichoderma citrinoviride, 1722 nucleotides. RefSeq lists its product as hypothetical. NCBI's taxonomy places the organism in Eukaryota, Fungi, Ascomycota, Sordariomycetes, Hypocreales, Hypocreaceae. The transcript is spliced from 2 exons. Gene Ontology annotation, molecular function: transcription cis-regulatory region binding; DNA-binding transcription factor activity, RNA polymerase II-specific; zinc ion binding. The record is from RefSeq and is a predicted model, not a curated record. Gene Ontology annotation, biological process: positive regulation of transcription by RNA polymerase II. Gene Ontology annotation, cellular component: nucleus. The coding region runs from base 1 to 1722 and encodes 573 amino acids.